Orbicella faveolata is the source of this 858-nucleotide messenger RNA. Its product is annotated as protein Wnt-2-like. Gene Ontology annotation, biological process: neuron differentiation; multicellular organism development; cell fate commitment. NCBI's taxonomy places the organism in Eukaryota, Metazoa, Cnidaria, Anthozoa, Scleractinia, Merulinidae. The record is from RefSeq and is a predicted model, not a curated record. Gene Ontology annotation, molecular function: cytokine activity; frizzled binding. Gene Ontology annotation, cellular component: extracellular region.
UCAGUCGAGUUUGGCAUUCUUGCGAGCUGAAACAGGGCUACAGAGGCGUCCAAAAUGAAGUUCUCGUCCGUUUGGCUUUUUACCCUCGUUUUCACUUCAUUUCCAAUCUUAACGACAUCUCACUGGUGGUUUAUGUCUGAAGUGUUUGCAUUGGGUGCUAAAAUCAUGUGUAAUCACGACAUUGCUGGCUUGGUGAACUCUCAGCGACAGCUUUGCCGAGAGAAUCCUCAAGUUGUGGUUAGUAUUGGAAAAGGCGCGAAGCUUGGUGUAGAGGAAUGUCAACAACAAUUCAAGGACCACAGAUGGAAUUGUUCCACAAUGGCGCGCGAUGUUAGCGUGUUUGGAAAAGUUAUGAAGAAAGCCAGCCGGGAAAGUGCCUUUGUUUAUGCGAUAACCUCAGCUGGAGUUGUACACGAAGUCACCCGCGCGUGCAGUCGUGGCGAACUCAGAGAUUGUGAGUGUGACAAAAGUCGUAAAGGAACUAGCGAAAAAGGCUUCCAAUGGGGAGGAUGCAGUGACAACAUCGCCUACGGUCUGAAAUUUGCCAAGUUAUUUGUGGAUUCUGGAGAACGAGAGAGAGACGCAAGAGCAAAGAUGAAUCUUCACAAUAACCUGGCUGGACGGAGAGCCGUCAGACAUCAGACCACCCUUAAUUGUAUCUGUCAUGGUGUUUCUGGUGCAUGUCUCGUAAAAACCUGCUGGGUCACUAUGGCUUCUUUUGGUGUUGUGGGAAGCUAUCUUCGUGACAAAUAUCAAAAUGGCAUCCAUGUCACUGUGGACCAGAACGGCGACGAGCUCGUGUGUGAGUACAGACUGAUAACGGACUCCCAUGAAGGAAACAAAAUUGAUUUCGAGUGA